Myripristis murdjan (pinecone soldierfish) is the source of this 3887-nucleotide messenger RNA. RefSeq names its product protocadherin-17-like. Gene Ontology annotation, molecular function: calcium ion binding. The transcript is spliced from 4 exons. The coding region runs from base 139 to 3414 and encodes 1091 amino acids. Gene Ontology annotation, cellular component: plasma membrane. Lineage: Eukaryota; Metazoa; Chordata; Actinopteri; Holocentriformes; Holocentridae. Gene Ontology annotation, biological process: homophilic cell-cell adhesion. The record is from RefSeq and is a predicted model, not a curated record.
UACAGUCAAUUCGUGUGAGAUCGGGGACAAACCACAUGCCUGGUUCGGGUUUAGUCCUCUAGGUUUGCUGUAAUCAACAGGUUGAAAGUCAAAGGAUUUUUUUUUCUUUCUGCCGGUACCGCAUAUCUAGUUGAAGGGAUGCGUCUCUCUGUACCCAUUUUCCUUUUCUUAUGGGUUAAAGCCCUGACAUUGAAAAAUCUCAGUUAUUCUGUCCCGGAGGAGCAAGGACCUGGCACUGUUAUCGGAAAUAUAGCAAAAGAUGCCGGAUAUGGGACCAUAGAGAGAGGGAAAAAAUCUAACUUCAGAGUGCUGGAGAAUUCUGCACCACAUCUGGUGGAUGUUGACCCAGAGAGUGGACUUAUCUUCACCAAACAAAGGAUUGACAGGGAAACGUUAUGCAGACGCAACCCAAAGUGCCAGCUCUCUAUGGAGGUGUUUGCCAACGACAAGGAAAUAUGCAUGAUCAAGAUUGAUAUACAGGACAUAAACGACAACUCGCCUAGUUUUCCUUCAGAUCACAUUAAUAUUGAUAUUUCAGAAAAUGCAGCUGCUGGGACACGUUUCCCUCUGACAAUUGCACACGACUCAGAUUCUGGGGAAAAUGGAAUAAAGACCUAUCAGGUCACAAGAGAUGAUUACAAUACAUUUUCUUUGGAUUUAAAAGUGAGGGGUGAUGGGACUAUAUAUCCAGAGCUGGUCGUUCAGAGACCUCUGGAUAGGGAGGAUCAGAGCCAUCACACCCUCCUCUUAACAGCAAUUGACGGUGGGGAAUAUCCAAGAUCAGGCUCUAUGCAAAUCAAUGUUAGAGUGACUGAUUCAAAUGACAACAGCCCAGUUUUUGAAAAAUCUUCUUAUGUGAUAGAGAUUCCAGAAAAUUCACCACCAGGAAAAGUGCUCAUAGAUUUGAAUGCCACUGACCAAGAUGAAGGGAGCAAUGGGCAGGUGGUCUAUUCCUUUACUGGGUAUGCAUCAGAAAGAAUGCAAGAUCUGUUUUCCAUUGACCCAAACACCGGCGUCAUCAAGAUUCAGGGAGAAAUUGACUAUGAAGAGAAUCCCAUCAUAGAGUUUGAUGUGCAGGCUAAGGACCUGGGGCCCAACCCAAUACCAGGCCAUUGCAAAAUUACUGUCAAAGUGCUUGAUAAAAAUGACAACUGGCCUAUAAUAAGUUUUGUGUCUGUGCGGCAGGGAGCCAUCAGUGAGGCAGCACCUCCAGAAUCUGUUAUUGCACUAGUCAGAGUAACAGAUAAAGAUUCUGGCAGAAAUGGUCAACUUCAGUGCAGAGUGCUGGGAAAUGUUCCCUUCAGACUGCAGGAAAACAAUGAUAAUUUCUACACCCUGCUUACAGACAGACCUUUGGACAGGGAACUGAAAGAUGAAUACAAUGUAACAAUUGUAGCCAGAGACAAUGGGAUCCCUUCCUUGAACUAUACUAAGUCAUUUACUGUGAAGAUCUUGGAUGAAAAUGACAAUGCGCCACGUUUUACCAAGUCAGUGUAUGUGCUUCAGGUGCCUGAGAACAACAUCCCAGGGGAAUAUUUAGGCUCUGUUCUGGCCCACGAUCCAGAUAUUGGUCGAAACGGAACAGUGUCGUACUCCAUUCUGCCAUCACACAUCGGAGAUGUGUCAGUAUACACCUAUGUGUCUGUUAAUCCCACCAACGGAGCCAUAUAUGCCUCACGGUCUUUUAAUUAUGAGCAGACUAAAUUUUUUGAGUUCAAAGUUCAAGCUAAAGACGCAGGAUCUCCUCAUAUGGAGAGCACCUCUACAGUCAGGGUCAGUGUCCUUGAUGUCAACGACAAUCUUCCAGUUAUUAUUCUACCACUGCUACAGAAUGAUACUGCUGAAAUCCCAGUGCCUAGAAAUGUAGGCAUAGGAUACAUUGUGGCCACUGUGAAAGCGGUGGACCAUGACCACGGAGAAAGUGGCCAUUUGACCUAUGAGAUCUCAGAGGGAAAUGAUGAUCACCUGUUUGAGAUGGACCCGGUGGCAGGCGAGGUCAGAACUGCCCACGCUCUUUGGGAGGAGGUAGCCUCAGUGGUUGAGCUGGUGGUGAAGGUAACAGAUCAUGGCAAGCCCCCCUUGUCUGCUGUUGCUAAGCUGAUCAUUAAGGCUAACACAGAAACUGCAACAGGAGGGGGCUCCAGUGCAAGUGGGGAACAGCAGCACUGGGAUGUAUCCCUGCCCCUCAUAGUUACCCUCUGCAUUAUCUCUGUCAUGCUCUUAGCAGUCAUGACUGCCAUUGCUGUCAAGUCCAAGCAUCAAGAUAAGGAGACUGGGAAUUAUAACUGCCGCAUGGCUGAGUACUCCAAUCCUCCAGUGGGGAAGGGCAAAAAGAAAAGGAUCAACAAGAGUGACAUCAUGCUGGUGCAGAGUGAGAUGGAGGAAAGAGAUUCAGCAAGCCGGAUGAAUGUGGUGAGCAGCCCCUCUCUCAUCACCUCGCCAAUCUGUUUCGACUACCAGAGCCCUCUGCCCCUCACCCUGCCCAGGUCGGAGGUCAUGUACCUGAAAACCACCCCCAACAGCCUGACAGUCCCCAGGGCAGCUUGCCACUCCAGCUUUGCCGGGCUUAGCUCAGACACUCCAGCAAAUAGGAUGUCAGUGAUACAGACGGAUAAUUUUCCCUCAGAGCCCAAUUAUGUUGGCAGCAGGCAGCCAUUUGUUCAAAGCUCAACAUUUAAGGAUGCAGAACGAGCAAGCCUCCGAGACAGUGGCCAUGGUGAUAGUGACCAGGCUGAUAGUGACCAGGAUACUAAUAAAGGCUCACACUGCGACACGUCUGCCAGGGAGGCCCUCAAGAUGAAAGCAACAGCAGUUAAUGGCCAGCCUCUUGAGCAGGGGCAAGACAAAUCAGUCCACUGCACUGAUGAAUGCCGUGCACUGGGACAUUCUGACAGAUGCUGGAUGCCAAAGUUACGGGUAGGAAGCCAAGCAGACAGUGCCGAUAAUCGCACCAACCUUUUCAUCCCUGUGGGAAUGGAGGCCAUGGUAGAGACAGAGAUUUAUGGCACCAUCAGCUGCAGCAGCAGAAAAACCCUCAGCACGUUUGGAAAGGAGCAGCGGGACAGUACAAUCCUAGUGGCCAAUGUCAAACCCUACUUAAAAUCCCAGCGUGCACUAAGCCCACCACUGCAGGAGAGUCCAUCUGUGUCCAGUAGCCCCACCAAGAAUAGUAUGCCCCAGGACUUGCCCGACCAAGAGUCCAAAGAAGAGCGGGAGGGCGGUUCAGACAGCAGUGCCUAUGGCCCACCAGAUGGCCAGUGUUCACCACCACACACAGAAUUAGAGGAGCCCCCCUACCUGACCUGCGAGCUCAGGCCCAAGUCCCUGUCAAGCAGUCUCAUUCACAGCUCUGUCAUCAGCCAGGAGUGUGGGGGGUCAGAGUGUGCUCUUGACCCACGGGACUCUGGGAACUGACAGGUCAGAUGCUCCCACUUGCUCUCACCUGCCAGGGGUGUGAUGAUGAUAUCACAGAUAAAUGACCAAGAGGUGAUUCAUUUUGACCCACAGAGGUUCCCGACACGCAUUGUAUAACCAAAAACCAUCUGCUUUGUAUGUUUUUUUGAGUUUGUGACUUGUUGUGUUAAGGUGAAAUAUGUGUCCUUGACUGCUGUGAAGGUAUGGGGAGAAAAUCAUCGCUUAUCUGACUCUUCAAGUGUUUUCAUGGUGUACUGUACCUGUCAGUUUAGAUGUCUGUAUUUUACACAUUUCAAGCUCCAAUUUUGUGAGGCUGUUGAACGAAUUGCUACUGUUAAGCUAUUGAGUCCUGUCUGCUUUUGUACAGUGAUGCUUUUUGUCUCCAUUUUGUGUAUAAGAAACAUCUCUUCGGAUAUCGCAGGCAACUGAAAUACAUAUCAGUGACGUUAAAUACAAAAGUGAAGUGUCUUAUG